AAGGCCUCGAACUCUCUCUCAACAACCACAAUAACCUUAAAACACCUUGGGCCUAUCAGAACCUUAGCUAUGUCAUCUCCAAAAUUCCUCUCCACCCUUCUUCUAUUUCUAAUCCUUUCAUUUCUUCUUGCCUUAGCAUCGGCUUCACUAGCAUCCCAAGGGAGGGCCCUCCUCCAGUGGAAAGCCAGCCUCCAGAGCCAAGGAUCACUUGAAUCUUGGAACCUCGACACUAGUCCAUGCAACUGGACUAGAAUCGCAUGCAAUGUCACACGUCGAGGCCAACCUGUGAUCACGAAGGUGAAUUUAGCCCAUAUGGGUCUGGCAGGAACGCUGAAUGCUCUCAACUUCUCCCUCCUAUCAUCACUUACCAGUCUCAACCUCACAUUCAACAAGCUCUAUGGAAGCAUCCCCCCCACCAUAUCUGCUCUUUCGAAGCUCACCUCUCUUGAUCUCUGCACUAAUAACUUCACAGGGAAAAUUCCACUGCAGAUCAGCUCUCUGACAAAGCUCAACUCCUUCAAUCUUAGUGAGAAUCAGAUAAGCGGUUCCAUCCCUCCUUGGCUAAGUAAUAUGACAAGGCUUAACUUCUUAUACCUAUCUGACAAUAACCUUUCAGGUACCAUCCCUAGGGAAUUAGGAAGGCUUGGAAAUCUCUGGGAGUUGACAAUCUCCACCAACCAUAUAAUAGGUUCCAUCCCUCCCACUUUGGGAAAUCUAACCCGGCUUCAAUUAUUGGAUUGCUCCCACAACGGGAUAUCUGGCUCCAUCCCUCCCGAAUUAGGGAAUCUCAUAAACUUGGUUUAUUUAGUCAUGGGUGAUAACAGUCUGACAGGUUUCAUCCCUCUUAGGUUGGAAAACUGGACCAAGCUUCACAGGUUCGGUCUUUGGGCUAAUCAUCUCUUCGGCUCCAUUCCUUCUGAAAUAGGUAAUCUAGCAGACUUAACUAUGCUAGAACUCGAACAAAAUAGUUUAGCAGGUUCCAUCCCCACCAGCUUAGGAAAUUUUACCAAGCUUAAUAUUAUGCGCCUUUGGGGCAAUCAUCUCUCUGGAUCAAUUCCUCAUGAAAUAGGAAAUCUAGUGGAGUUAGCUAGGCUAGACCUCGCGACAAACAAUUUAACAGGUUCUAUCCCGACCAGCUUAGGAAAUUUAACCAAGCUUGAACUCUUGCACCUCUUUGAAAAUCAUCUCUCUGGACCAAUUCCUCAUGAAAUAGGAAAUCUAGCGGAGUUAACUACGCUAGAACUCUCAACAAACAAUUUAACAGGUUCCAUCCCCACCAGCUUAGGAAAUUUAACCAAGCUUGAAAUCUUGUACCUCUUUGAAAAUCAGAUCUCUGGACCAAUUCCUCAUGAAAUAGGAAAUCUAGUGAAGUUAACUGAGCUAUCACUCGAACAAAAUAGUUUAGCAGGUUCCAUCCCUAGUUGGUUAGGAAAUUUAACCAAGCUUAAUACUAUGUACCUUUGGGCCAAUCAUCUCUCUGGACCAAUUCCUCAUGAAAUAGGAAAUCUAGUGGAGUUAGCUAAUCUAGACCUCUCGACAAACAAUUUAACAUGUUCUAUCCCCACCAGCUUAGGAAAUUUAACCAAGCUUGAACUCUUGCACCUCUUUGAAAAUCAUCUCUCUGGACCAAUUCCUCAUGAAAUAGGAAAUCUAGCGGAGUUAACUACGCUAGAACUCUCAACAAACAAUUUAACAGGUUCCAUCCCCACCAGCUUAGAAAAUUUAACCAAGCUUGAAAUCUUGUACCUCUUUAAAAAUCAAAUUUUUGGACCAAUUCCUCAUGAAAUACAAAAUAUGGUAAGCUUGACAGAUUUGAAAAUCAACAACAACCAUUUAGAUGGCUCAAUCCCUUCUAGUAUUGGAAAUUUAGCCAAGCUUGAAAUCUUGCACCUCUUUGAAAAUCAAAUCUCUGGCUCGAUCCCUCCAUCUUUUGGAAGAUUAACCAACCUUACUGAUUUCCGCUUAUUCAACAAUCGAUUAUCUGGUUCUUUGCCUGAGGAAUUUAACAAUAUUACAAAUUUGAAAUUUUUCGACUUGACGAACAACAGUUUUUCUGGCCAUUUACCCCAUGACAUAUGCAAAGGAGGAGUUCUAUUUCAUCUCACUUUGAGCAACAACCAUUUUGAAGGUCCAAUUCCCAAAAGCUUGAAAAACUGUACAAGCUUAGUCAGAGUCCGACUUGAGCACAACCAACUCUCUGGGGAUAUAUUUGAAAAUCUUGGAGUAUAUCCACAUCUAUGGUACAUCGAUUUAAGCUUCAACAGACUGUCUGGUAAGCUCUCACCAAACUGGGGAGGAUGUCAUAAUUUGUCGCUCUUAAGAAUCUCCAGCAACAAGGUUAUAGGAAGCAUACCCGUAGAACUUGGAAAUUUGACUCAACUACGAGAACUUGACCUUUCCUCGAACUAUCUAUCAGGAGAGAUUCCGAAGGAUCUAAGCAAGUUAACUAAUCUAUAUAACUUGACUUUGAGCAACAACCAACUUGUUGGAGAGGUAUAUCCAGAAUUCGGGGAACUAUCUAAUUUGGAGAUUCUUGAUCUGUCAGCAAAUCAACUAAGAGGAAGGGUACCAAAACAAUUAGGUUACUGCAAGAAACUUUAUUCGCUGAAGCUUGGAAACAAUCAUUUUAAUGGAAGCAUUCCCUUUCAAAUUGGAAAUCUAAUAAACCUGCAAGCCUCCCUGGAUCUAAGCCACAACUCAUUUACUGGAGAGAUACCAUCACAAUUUGGCAAACUAGUUAAGCUAGAAGUUAUGAAUCUAUCACACAAUGAGUUGACUGGUCAUGUUCUACUUUUUUUGAGUGAUAUGACAAGCUUGUCAUCUAUAGACUUAUCAUACAAUGAAUUAGAAGGCCCACUGCCCAACAACAUAAUUUUCCAGAAUGCACCAAUGGAGUGGUUCACCCACAACAAGGGCUUGUGUGGUGCAGUGAAAGGUUUGCCUUCAUGUGGCUCGUUUACAACCAGCAAAGAUGAUUCAAAUAAGCACCACAAACUUCUCUUGUUAAUUAUUGUUCCUAGUCUCUUAUUUCUAUUUAUUGUAUUUGCUUUAAUAAUUAUGAGAAGGAAGAAAUAUACAAGAAAUGAUGCAAGUAUUGAAGUAGGUGGAUUCUCUAUUUGGAACUUCAAUGGAGAAGACACAUACAAUGACAUCAUUCAAGCAACAGAGGAUUUUGAUGCCAAGUACUGCAUUGGCACUGGAACAUUUUCCAGUGUUUACAAAGCACUGCUGCCAAGCGGCAAGUUGGUAGCUGUGAAGAAAUUUCAUCCAUUAGAAAUUGAAGACUCACCAAGCAAGCAAACUUUUUGGAACGAAAUACGGGCACUAACCCAGAUCCAACAUCGGAAUAUUGUGAAGCUUUAUGGUUUUUGCUCUAGUGCUCGACAUAAGUUUCUUGUUUGUGAAUACAUGGAGAGAGGAAGCUUGGCAAAUAUUCUCCGAAGUGAAGGUGCCGCUGAAUUGGAUUGGUCAAAGAGAGUGGAUGCUGUAAAACAUAUUGCUCAUGCUCUAUCAUACAUGCACCAUGAUUGCGCUCCGCCAUUAGUGCACCGAGACAUAACAAGCAAUAAUAUUCUACUUGAUUCAGAAUACAAGGCUUGUAUUUCGGACUUCGGUAUUGCUAGACUUGUAAAGCCUGAUUCAUCUAAUUGGAGUAUGCUUGCAGGCACACGAGGAUAUUUGGCCCCAGGUAUGCUGCAAUUCCAUUUUUGUAAUGUAAGAACAAUGGCCUUACAAAUUUGUUUGUCUUUUUUAAAACAUUGUUCAAGAUAUGUUAAGAGCAUCCUUAGGUUUACCUCUAUAGAAAAAAAAGGUAUAACAUAGCUAUGACUAUGGUAACUUAUCAAUGCAUUACACA
Molecule: messenger RNA, 3856 nt
Organism: Phoenix dactylifera (date palm)
Lineage: Eukaryota; Viridiplantae; Streptophyta; Magnoliopsida; Arecales; Arecaceae
Source: RefSeq, a predicted model, not a curated record